This is a messenger RNA of Pelobates cultripes (western spadefoot toad), 14174 nucleotides long. Lineage: Eukaryota; Metazoa; Chordata; Amphibia; Anura; Pelobatidae. The record is from the annotation of a GenBank genome assembly.
CCAGCAACUAAACACAGGGCCCUCUUCUACCAAAUGACCCUGAAAUCACUCACCGAGCGCCCGGUGGCUCACGCUGCAGCAAAGCGACAUUGCGAACUCCUAGCACUGACGUGACGUCACUUCCCUUCACUCACACUCACACACACACACACACACACACACAGACACACACACGGACAAAAAAAAAAAGAGUUCUGUUUCCGGUCGCCAGUUUUGAACGCGAUCCCGCUGCGAUCCAUUGAUGGAUUCCUCGGCCGAUCUCAGCGACCCCGAUCACCUGCCCGCUGUCCCCUUCCUGGCCCGCGGGCCCCGGUGCGGCGAUGUGAUGGUGCUGAGCAGUGACAGCGAGGAGGAGCCGCCAGCCAGACCCCCCCGUCCGCGCACUGUGACAGCGGCUCCAUCGUUACAGGUUCGACAGAAGCGCCCCCUAGCGGGAGGAGCGGCCCCUGCAGCCCCGUCCAAGGGCAAGAAAAGUCCGGAUAAUUUAACUGUGCUCAUCGACCCAGGUAAGUACCCCCUGAUAACUGCACUGUGACUGCCCUCCGACAGCAUCACCCCCCUCUACAUAAAGGAUAACAGAGGAGUCACAGGUACUGCUUUCUAAACACUGGAUUUUAGGGAAUAGAAAUUGGAAUGGCAAAACUGAGGCUAAAAAUAGCAGAUUUGAGAAAAUUCUACAAAACUUCUAUAGACUCCGGCCGGCUAUUUUAGCCUAAAUUUUGCCAUUGGGAUUGAAAGCAGCACUGUCACAUUGUGGGGUCUUUUCGUGUUUUGCCAAAGCCCCUAACGGUGACUGUUCCGCUGAGCGUCUGGUGGCUGAGGGGUUCAAGGUAAUUUAAGUUUUAACUUAAGUUUUACUUCCUGCUGGUCCUAUUCAGUUCUUGGGGCUUUCAUCUACCAUGUCACGCAUGAGCAAGAUACAAUAUUGAGGUCAAUGGGCAAUCCUGCGAGACUGCGGGAUCCAAUGCGGGAUUAUUCAUUAAAGUCCGAAUGGGGCAAAGCCAUUCGGACUGUAAAAUCUGGCAAUUGUUCAUGGAAUUCAACAAUGCCUAGAAUUUGUAAUUCUCUGCAGGAUCCAAUGCGGGAUUAUGCAUUAAAGUCCGAAUGGGGAAAGCCAUUUCGACUGCAAAAUCUGGUAAUUGUUCAUGGAAUUCAAUGCCUAGAAUUUGUAAUUCAGGCUCCAAACGGGCCUGAAUUUUGUCCCGAUUUCAGCCUGACCGAAUGCUACAAAUCCAGGCCUGGACACUUCCACUCUUAUGUAUAUAUCUGUAUAGCAAUGUUUUAUUUUAAUGCUAAUUAUACUAUUUCCAGAACUCUGUAUCCUCAGGUCUAUUGCAUUGUGGGCAAGGAGGGCAAGUUCUCAGUGCUCUGCAAGCCCAAGAAAUCCCAUGUGUGAUAAAAACACAACCAGUGGCAAGAAGUAUAACCUGGACAAGAACACAACUUCACGAGAACGUAAGUUAAUAUGGUAAAUACCAGAUUCAAAUCUCAUCAUAUUAAAUAAUUGCUUUUUAUCUAUUUUCUGUGUUCACUUGUAUCCUUAUUUGUGGGUUUGUGACUGGCAGGACGAAGAUAUUUCUCAAGUGCAAGCUGAAAUGAUAAUCCUUAUACCUGCAGAAGAAUUUGUUGUAAUGCUACAGAACCAUAAGAAGGUAUGAGUGUAUACAGUGUUCCUUUUCACCAGCUAUAUCCAUUUGAUGCUAAAUGAGUGUCCCAGCAGCAAAUCUGCUGUUUGGGCUAGUAAGUAAGUAUUAGCUUGAGCAGAAAUGUGUGGCUCUAAUUGGCUGAGUGUGUCAAGUGACCAAUUUCAACCAAUCACAGCAACCAUUACUGGUAUGACUUGGUAGGCUGUAUGUACAUGUUCAAUCUCUACCUUAUCCAUACCUCUAGUAGAGGCUGGGUUGUGGGUGGGCAAGGGACAGAAUUUACUGCUUUAGAAUUUGGGGACUUUACUCGAACCAGGUUUACCUCUUUGGAUGAGUGCCAGGGCCACUUGAUAUGUUUUUCACAUGAAAAUGGUUUAACAUGGAAUAAGGAGACUAUAUCAGAGGAUGCCAGGCACAAUAAACAAUUCAGUGAGAUUAAAUGGUCAUAGUGCCUACAGUGGUGUUUUUCAGAAUUGUUAUAAAUAGUCAAGAAAUACAAUACAUUUUGGUAGAUGUCAAAAAAUGUGCUUUAAGGCAUAAUUUCCCCUCUAUAACUUCCCUUCUCUCUUCCUUGUAAUUCUCUAAAAUGCCUUCUUGGCACCAUCUUCAUUGACCUUGCAGGAACCACCAGGUAGCUGGACCAAUGAAACUCUGUACAAAGAUUUUACUCAUGCACUAAUGGACAAGACUUGUAAGAUGCCAACCCUUGUAAUCAUGGAGAUGGAAAAAUAUUUCAGGUGUGUGUAAGAGGUGGUCUGUGUUUUAUAAUGUUUGAGUGGGAAAAAACUCACUGUCUCGGAAUACUUUUGAUUGACAGGGGUCACAAGGCUCAGCCAAAGAAAAGGUCAAAUGAAGCUGAUAAAGGUUCAAAUGACUUGAAGUCCAGAAAACUUGCAAAAAAACGAAAAUUAGAGGUGCUUCCCCAUCUGACUAGAAUAGAAGUAGAAGAGGUAAGACAAUGGCAGCAUUAAUGGGGAAUCCAUCAUUCUCUGUUUUAGAGAGCAAUUUGUGUUUUCCUUGUAUUUAUUUAAACUACAGCAGUGAAAAUAAAUCAUUACAAUAUAUGAUGUCUGAAAAAAGAUAAAUGCCAUCUUCCCACUAAAAUGUACUUGGCUGCAUUUUUGUUUUGUUUUUCUUGUAAUGCUGCAAAUGUCAACAGUUUUGGCUGGAAUAACAGACAGACAAGACUUUGGACUGAACAUGACUGGCCAGCAAACAAAUUGUGUGUUCCAAAUGUUCUUAUGAUCUGGGUCACCUAAUUGUGCUUGUCCCCAGGAUUGAAAGUUCACAGGCUGUAUAUGCUGGAAAUGACUGUUAAUUAAAUUAAAUUGGAAUGUUCUAAAGGGUUACUUCAAGCUCCUUGACAAUUUCAGUGAUUUAAAGUGGUCAUGGUGCUUGGAGUCUGUAUGUGCAGUUUCAGUAUAAAAUACUGCACAUAGAGAUAUUAAAAGGAAACUAUAGUGCCAGGAAAACAAACUAAUUUUCUGGGCACAAUAGCUUCCCCCUUCCGUCACUUACAGGUCCGACUUCUCUACUUCCAAUCCAACAUCAGCCGGCGAGGGAGACCUAAUGCACAUGCCAUAGGAAAACAUAAUACAGUGCUUUCCUAUGGGGUUUUGGGUGAUACUGAAUGUCCCCAUGCAUAGCGUGAGGACGUCCAGUGUCAGUUAUGUGAACAAACGUUGCUUAAAAGCUUGGAAGUCCCUCUAGUGGCUGUCUUGUAGACAACCACUAGACGUGGAGUUAACCCACCAAGCUAAUUAUUUCAGUUUCUUAAAAACUGCAAUCAUUACCUGCUCUAGGUUAAGGCACCUGGAACUGUGCACCCAGACCACUACAAUGAGCUGAAGUGGUCUGGGUGUCUAUAGUGUCCCUUUAAGGUUACAUGCCAAAGGUGUAACUCCACCUCCAUCAGUGUAUUUCGCCUGCCUGCGACAAGAGAUCCUGUCUGGCUAAUGUAAAUUCGCAAAGGUGCCAGGGUACUCCUUGCAUCAUAACCACUACAGAGGGCUGAAGUGGUUAUGAUGCUUGUAGAAACCAUUUCAUUUUUGCGGCUAUAAUAUACUUAAUUGAUUUGUUCUUUAUUUUUAAUCUUUGUGUGUUUCAGGCAAUGAUAGAAUUCCAAUUAGAAACGGGCUUUCAUGUACGGUUCUUGGAAACCUGGAAGGAAUUUGCUGAUUUUUCCUGCAUGUUCAACAAAGCUGUCGCCGAGGCCCCAAUUAAGUAAUGUUGGGAGAUGUGGGGAUGGGUGUUAGAACUGAUUGCUGUAAUAAAUUACACAUGCCAGGUACUCUUAAAACACUAGUACAAGAAUAAAAAUGUAUGAACGAGUAUUGUAAUUAACAGUAAUAUGUUGCAGAAUGAGAAUUUAACCAUUUUCUACAUUCAUAUUGUCUUAACAUUUUCUAAGCUAUAAUCGUCAGGCAUGUUUUUGUUCCUCUGUAUUAUACUGCCUCAUAGAAUAUACUAACUCCUCCACUGCUUUGUCAUAAGUUCCAUUUUAAAUUACUUUCUUUUGGUCUCCUUAAAAUCCUGUUCAUUAUAGCUUGAAUAGAAUUUUACUGAAACCAAGAGAACAAGACAAGCACCUCUAAAUUAUUAUCCAAUAUGAUUAAAGGUAGCAAAAAUGUGUCAAUGCUGGGAGGACAGGUAGUGGACCCUUGUAAGGCAAGGAAGGUGCUAAUGCCUACCACUUUCUAGAUCACUUGUAAGAUGUCACUUAGAUAUGUCCAGCCAUGGAAUGCUUGGUACUCAUUUGUUACUAAAUCUCCUACAUCAUUAUUUUUCAUGUAAUACACAACUUUUAUCCUCAGGAUGCAACGCAACAACUCCAAGUUUUCCUUUUACCUCGAUGGAGAGUGGGCAGGAGGAGUAAGAGUUGAUCGCUGUGGGAAGGGUCUCCUAGGAGUAUGGAAGAGGCAAAUCCAACAGUUUAACAGAAUUAGUGUGGAAACUGCAAAUGCAGUUGUGGCAGCCUACCCAUCUCCUUAUCUCUUGUUUCAGGUUAGUCUUCAACCGGUAAAAUGAGUAUCGUUAUUACAGUUUUCACCUUUUGCCUCUGUCCUCACUAAUCAUAGCCAUGUACUUAACAAUUCUUCUAUUUGUGUUGUGAAUUAUCUGAGUGCCUUUUAUGUCCACUUAUUGUCAUAUACCUGUCUUACAGGCUUAUAACCAUUGUAACACAGAAGCAGAGCGCCAUUGUUUGUUAAGUGAUAUCCUUGUGCGUCGAGGUGAAGGUGUUACUUCCACGUCUCGACGGAUUGGCCAAGAAAUGUCUAAAAGAAUAUACCUUCAAUUCAUGUCACUGGACCCUGAACUGUUACUGGAUUUGUCGUGAAAAUGAGACACUGCGUGCAACACAAAGAGGUGGAAAAUAUAUGCCAAGAGACUGCAUGCAUUAAGCUGAAACAAGCAAAACCAUUUGAUUGUUUCCUAGAAUAUGUUUCUAGGACAGAGGAAUGUCCAUCAUUUGGAAACACACACAUUUGUUGUAACAUUAUAGUAACAUGUAGCAGUGGUUGUCGUGAAAUACAACCUCUGAAAUAUUAACUGCACAUUGCAAUCAGAUAAUGUCAAUGAGGAUGAACAUUACAUAUAAAUUCAAAUACUUUUUUUUUUUUUUUUUUAAAUUAAUUUUUUGAACCGACACCAUAAACACCUAAACAACUUCAGCUUAAUGACGCUGUUUUGGUGUAUAGAUCACGCCAUUACAGUUUUAUUGUUUAACUCUGUCAUUUAGGAGUUAAAUCACUGUGAUUUACACAGCCCACAUGAAAAUGGUUUACGUUUGAAUCAGAUCUUACUGCACAGUGUGUUACAUUAGAAGUUCUUUUUUUCUUCUCUGCAAAUUGCACACUCAUGAUUCUCUAACAGGCUAUUAACCGAGCAGGAGACAGAAAUUCUGAAUUAAACACACUAUGUUAUCGGGGAAGCUAAAAAUAAAUCGGACUCUUUCCCCCCCCAGUAUGUCUGUGUAAGGCUUAGUUAGUGGAGGUGUGACUAGGACUAUAUAAACAAAAGGAAAAGUAAUUUAAUUUGUAAAUGGCAAAUAAUUGAGCAGUGACACUGCAUGGGCAUGAUCUAUACACCAAAACUGCUUCAUUAAGCUAAAGUUUUGGUGCUUUCGGUGUCCCUUUAUUGGAGGAAAGUUUUCACUAAAUGCAGUAUUUUUGUGUAACUAAAGCUUAUUUUUAAUUAUUUUUUUACCAAACCUAAAAUGUGUUCUUACUCCAUGGCCAAUUAAGUGCACUAAAUAUUACUUCUAACUUAAUGUACUGUACAACAAAUAUUACUCCUUCCUCAAUGUUCUAUACAAACCCACAUGGCACUGUAGCACUUUUACUAAAAGAAUUGGGAUUAAUGAGCAUAAUUAAUAUUAUUAUUUUUUUUUUUUUUUGGGGAGAGGGUAUAGAAUUUUAUAACCAGUAUUUUUAUCAUAACAUGAAGCUACAAUGUGAAAUAAAUAUAUUGAAUGGAAAAGUACAGUUCCUUUUCUACUAGGUGAAAGCUGUUGGAUGUUGUGUUUCCUUAAUAACUAAAGUAUUUGAUUUGUAUAACGAAUGCAAAAUGCAUACGGUUUUAUAAAAAAAUAAAUAAACAUGUAGCAUGUGGAAUUAUUACUAAAGUGACAUUGUAUGAAAUCUUGAAAAAUGGCUUUAAACUAUUAAUACAUUUUUCAGUCUGUAUAUGAAAUUCAAAAGGCACAUUUCCCUAACCACACAUAUUUUCUUUUUGUAAUUUUAGAGGUCACCUGUUAGGUCAAACUCAAAGUCUAGCACGGGCCACAUAAACAAGGUUUAAGUUUAUGUGGACCGCAAAAAAACCUGAAACCUUAAAUUUUCAUAAAAACAUAGGUUUAUUUAGAAAAUUACAGUAUAAAAAAACAACAAAACAGCAUCCCCCUAUACUAAAUCCCAGCCCUUCCCCUCUACUAAAUCCCAGUCCUCCCCCUCUAGCCAACAAGCAGACUCCACUCACAUUGCCGCUGCCAGUAUGCGAGUCCGGCCUCUGGUAUACCCCAAAUGGCGCCGUCCGCACCCUGUGCCAAAUCUGAUCCUCCCGCUACCUCUUGAAACCCUGUGAAGGGGGAGCAAAUUGAUGUUACGUCGAAAUGUGACGUGGUGUUGCGUGCCUCCAUGUACUCCACUGUCCAGUCGCAGCCAAUGCAACACUGACCAACACACACACUGACAGACAGGGGUGUAUUUACCCUGAGGCAAACAAGGCAUUUGCCUUGGGUGGCACUUUCUGGGGGUCGUCAAAAAAAGCCGCCCCCAAUCGCCCUGGCAAAUGCCUUGCAAGCCUCUUGUCCUGGGGGGGCCCAAGAGCUGGCCCGGCGGCCACCUCAGGGCCCCCCAGGCUCGCAGUGGCGGAGCUUUGCGGGCCAGCGGCGAGGGAGCACUAAUCCUCCUGUUCAGCUCCUUCCCAUGCACUGCAGUGAUGCAGGAGCCGGAAUAUGACGUCAUUCCGGCUCCGGCAUCACUACGCGGCGCGCAAGGGAGCUGAACAGGAGGAUUAGUGCUCCCUCGCUGACUGCAGUGACCGGCCGGCCACCCAGCAGCCCCACUGGACCCCAGGGGAAGUGAUAAUCCACCCCAGCAUUCCCAAAAGUAAGGAAGCUGGGGGGAUUGAAUGUUAAAAAAAAAUGUGUUAGUGUGUGUGUGUGUUUGUUAGUAAAUGUGAGUGUCUGUUAGGGAGUGUUACUAUGUGUGUGUCUGUUAGGGAGUGUGUUACUGUUUGUGUGCCUGUUAGUAAGUGUGUAUGCUAGUGUGUAUGUAUGCAUGUCUGUUAGUGAGAGUGUAUGCGUGUCUGUUAGUGACUGUGUAUCUGCUAGUGACUGUCUCUGUUAGUGAGUGUUAAUAUGUGUGUCUGUUAGUGAGAGUAUAUGUGUGUCUGCUAGUCACUGUAUGUGUCUGUUAGUGAGUGUGUAUGUCAGCUAGUGUAUGUGUGUCUGUCAGUGAGUGUGUAUGUGUAUUUAGAAGGCAGCAUGGGUGCCUGAGUUUCAUGCCAAGGGCAGCACAAAACCAGGAUACACCACUGCACACACACUCACUGUUACACACACUCACUUACACACACAUACUUUUCUUUAUUGCUCCCUACCUUUUGGAGCCGAUGUGGGGCUUCACUACAGACAGCGCUCGCGAGGGAGCAGUGGGGAGCAGGAACGCUAGGAGGCUCUCCCUCCUCUUCUUUUAUCCCUGCUUGUCCUCUGCUGCAGGCUCCCCAUGCUUUUCUUUUGCUCCAGGACACACAUAGGAUAUUACAUAAGGCAAUCUGUGUGUAUCACUGUGCAGAGCUAUUUUAAGAACCAUAUUCUGCAGUGACAGAUGCAGCUCAUUGCACUGGGUACAAUGCUCUGCACAUUAACAAAUAACUCCUGACAUUAGGCAAGCUGUUUUAUUGUGCAAGGCAAUUGAAAGCAGUGUCCUAACCAGGGACUUAAAAAUAUAUUUUACCUUAUUAAUUGGCUGCUGCCCACGACGAUUUCAAAUUCUCUGCCUUAUGGUUAACAUCAGACUUGAUUCACAAGUAUGCAGAAUUUCCUGGUUUAUGGAUGCCAUGACAUUCCUAGCAUUGUGCAAGUGUGUCUGCUUUGAUUUUUGACCACCCCAGGCCUAAAACAUGGACUGCUGGUUUGGCUGGAGGACUGGGUUAUAGAACCCACAGCUAGGAUUAAUCUCAUAAAACUGUGGAUUUUAUUAAAGACCCGGAGGCUCCUAUUAUGCUGCUCUCUUUCUUUAAUACCCUCAGCAGCAAAGAAUACAUUAUGAAGAAAAUAAACAUUUGAACUAAGUAUAACAUCAUAGUGACAAUGUCCGCCUAGUAACAUAGCCAUCCAAUCAGUGUCGUCCUCCUCCUAUAGUAGGCGGAGCAUUGAUGACCAAUUCCUCUUUCUUUGCUGCUACCCUCAGAUAAGUACACCUCUCACAGUUCUCUCACUGUGAGAUCCUUUAAUGUUACUCUAUUCAACAUGCUAAUUGUAUUUAAUUAUAUUUAAUUGUUUUAAUUGUAUUUAAUUGUUUUCUUUAUAAUAACUCACAUUAAUGGGUACCUUUUACUGGUACUGGAGGCAUUGUACCUUUAAAUAAUCAUUUACCACUGUUGAAUAUUUCACUUGUUUCUGUUACAAAUCCAACCACUCUCAUGGCUUAACCCCAUUUUUUCUAACUGCCCUGAUAUUCAGGGGCUUGACAGGUCUAAGGUCCUGUUACUUUAAAUUCGCCGGCAUUUAGUCUGUCCGCGCAUGCGCGCCCUGUCAGACCGCCCCAACGGCCAUUUUCACUCCGGCGGUGGUCGCGGUCGGAUCUAUUUCUGACCGCGCAGCCAGCCACACUCCUACUCUCCCUCCUCGUGCGGCAGUGUAACUCCGUUCCUUCCACGCCGACAACGGCUUUUCAUUUCCUUUACUUUUACUUUCGGUUUCGCUCGUCGCGGCGGCCAUCUUUUUGGUUCCCGCCGACACGGCGGCCAUUUUCUUCCGCAUUUUUCCCGCCCUUUGUACUCUGGAACGCCCACUCCGUCCCUUGAUCGGAGUUGGUGUCCAGUAUUAGUGGCGGACGGUCCCCCUUUCUCCUGCUCCCCUCCAUUAUUUCAUAACUAGCUGUAAGUGUCUUUGCUGUUUUAAAUAUACUGCUUAGUGUACUUUAGUUAUUUCAGCUGGGUUACUUAACCCUGCUUACAACUUUUAGUAUUAAAUUAACCACACGUUACUUGCACUGUUGAUUACUGUCAAAAAAAAAAAAAAAAUAAUAAUAAUAAUAAAAAAAAAUCAAAAAAAAAAUAAAAAUCUGCUAUUUGAUUAUAAACUCCUGCCUGUCAGUUACAUUAUACUAUGCAAUCUGCUAAUGACUUGCCUGGUCCCUCAGGGACAACAACUGACCCCCACACUACAUUGGGUGUUCCCCCUAUAGUUUCUGGGGAUGACCUGGAUUUCCAAGCAUCAGAGGAUAUUCAGGCUAUCAUGGAUACUACUGUGUCCAAGUCUGUCUCUAAAGCCCUGGCAUCUGCCAUGGGCAUUAUGUCCUCAUCUAUUUCUAAAUCUUUUACCCAGGCACUAAGACAGGCCCAACGCAUGGUCCCUCCGACCGCUAUGCCAGUCGCGAUACCAGCCAUUUCCAACCCAGCACGCCCCGGCCGCAAAGCCUCGGCAAAAACCAAGCACUCCUCCAAAUUGACGAUGGACAGUAAAACACCUGUCACAGAUGGCGCGAAUGCUAACCCACCGCGCAAAAGAGCCUCUAGCCGAGCAAAAGCGGCUAGGCAUUGGAAGUGGGCUAAAGCCCAACCUGAUUCUACUGAGUCAGAGCUCAGUUCAGAUGAGGAGAGUGCCCCAGCCCUAGACUCAGAUCAGUCUCACGAUUUGUCCGACCUAGAUUCGGAAUAUGACAUGGAUGAGGUGUGUAAUCCCUCUACUAAGAUGACUACCGCAAGCUCAGAAUUGAUUAAACAGGGAACAGUUCUUGACCCGCAGGGCGAACCAUUGUUUGAGCCGGAUGACUUGCGCCACCCCCGCUCUGCGGAAUGGUCACCAGCUGAGCAUGUGGCGCAAUAUGUCGCCUCACGGGUCCGUAAGCCUCUGGACAAGGCAACACGUAGUAAACUGAGGGCUGAAUGCCCACGUCCCACUGUACCAGACGAUGUCUGUAAGACACCCCAAGUCGAUCCCAAGAUCAUUCAAUUUUUAAGCAAGACGGGUUGGAAACCUAGAAAAGGUCUGGACUUUUCACUUUAUAAUUGUCAAGACAAAGUCUUGGAUAUCCUAGGUCCAGCGACCAAAAUAUUUGAAGCCGUGGAGGAAUCCUUGGCACACGAUGACGCUUUAGAUCGCCUCACUAUUAGAGGUUGGAUUCAGAGGGUGAUAUGCCUCAUAGGCAAUGCCAAUUCCGCUCUGGCUACAGAGCGUCGUAAAGCUAUUCUAAUUAAAAUAGAACCCAAGCUCGUAAAUAUGGCAAUUACCGAGCCAGGAGCCCUAGCAAAAGGGUACCUUUUUGGAGAAUCUUUUGUAAAAGAUCUGGGAUCUUAUGUACAAACAUUUAUGGCCUUAGACAAGGCACAAUCAAAUCUAAAAAGGGUGUUUUGGUGGGGCCGGCAGAGCAAGGGGCCGUCUGUCCGGCAGAGUUUACAGAGGCUCACGCCCGAGCCGAGGCUCCUAUGUGGGGAGAACCCCCUUUAUUGAUCAAAGGUCCGCCCCGACCUUUUUUCCCCAACGAGGCAGACCAUGGGUGUCGAGAGGUACACGAGGCGCUCCUUCCGGAAGACGUCCUUACGGUAAGCUACCUUUCUCAAUUUUCUACACAUGUAGCGAUUGGGGGCAGACUCACACAUUUUUCCCACGUUUGGGCUCUCAUUACCUCAGAUGCCUGGAUACUCAGGGCUGUCCACGGGUACCUGAUAGACUUUAUAUCCCUUCCCACCCAGCGCUCACCUCCCAGGGAGAUUGUUUUUUCCCCUUUAGACACGACCCUCGUCUCCGAGGAGGUCCGGGACUUGGCUCUCAAGGGUGCUAUUCAAGAAAUCAAGAUGCAUACCCCGGGUUUUGUGAGCAACCUAUUUAUUGUCCCAAAAAAGGGGGGCGGAUCCCGCCCAGUUAUCAAUCUCAAACACCUCAAUACUUACGUAACCUACCAUCACUUCAAGAUGGAGGGCAUUCACUGCCUACGAGAUUUGCUCCAACCAGGCGACUGGAUGGUCAAACUCGAUCUCAAAGAUGCGUACCUCACGGUACCCAUUGCACGGGGGCACCAGGAUUUCCUGCAAUUCACGUGGCAAAGAAGGAAAUGGCGGUUCCGCUGCCUUCCCUUCGGUCUGUCUUCCGCACCGUGGUGUUUCACCAAGCUAAUGAAGCCCGUGGUUGCUCUUCUACGCAGUCGGGGGAUACGCCUAAUCAUUUAUUUAGACGACAUCCUGCUGCUAUCCCAGUCAGUCGCACUGCUACAAAUUCACCUCGGUUGGACCACAACCUUGCUGCAGAAUUUGGGAUUCAUCAUAAAUUGGGAAAAGUCCAUCCUAGCCCCCACUCAACAAAUAGAAUUCCUAGGUCUCUUGGUGGACUCUGUAAUGCAAACAUUGUACUUGCCACAAUCCAAAAUGAAAAAUAUAAAAAAGGAGAUAAGACGAGUUCUUACCUGUCCUCAUAUAUCUCUCAAACAUCUGGCCCGCGUGAUCGGGCUCUUAGCAGCCUCCAUACAGGCCAUUUUCCCGGGGCCCCUUCAUUACAGGGCCCUCCAACGCCUACAGGCAUCAUACCUGAAAGACGGCGCCUCAUACGAGGAUACUCUGACUCUAAACGCAGAAGCGAAAGCAGAACUCCGCUGGUGGCUCAUCCACAUGGAGGCCUGGAAUGGCAAAGCCAUUUUCGGCUCGGCCACAGACGUGAUCAUAGAGUCGGACGCGAGCUCUUAUGGCUGGGGUGCGCGCUGCGGAGAUAUUUCCACAGGCGGACGCUGGUCGGCGGCGGAGUCCACACUGCAUAUAAAUUGCCUGGAACUCCUUGCAGGGUCCUUUGCAAUUCGCAGCCUCUCCCCGACACUGUCCCAAUGCUCAAUCCUACUAAAGAUGGACAACGUAUCGGCUGUCCGUUAUAUCAACCACCUCGGUGGCACGAGAUCCAAAAUCCUAGCGAAUUUGGCGAGGGACUUUUGGCAGUUUUGUCUGCAACACAACAUGGCGGUCAGGGCAGAAUACUUACCGGGAUUGUCCAACACUACAGCAGAUUGGUACUCCCGCAACCUGCGGGAUUGCAGCGAUUGGCAUCUCGAUCCCCAAAUCUUCCAGCACAUUUGGGAUCUGUGGGGUCCCCUGGCAAUAGACUUAUUUGCCUCUCGCUUGAACACCCAACUUCCGACCUUCUUCAGUUGGAGGCCAGAUCCCAAGGCUUCGGCUACGAAUACUUUCUCCCAAGACUGGUCGACCGCCAGGAACUAUGCUUUCCCUCCUUUCGCCCUCAUUCCUCGGUGUCUUCUCCACCUACGGCGCCAAUUGGGCUGCUUGGUGAUAAUAACCCCCUUAUGGCCGUCACAGCCCUGGUUCCCUCCUCUUCUGGAGAUGGCCAUAGAUCGCCCGCGGCUCCUCCCGGAUACCCAAUCUCUACUACGAGACCCCGAUGCGAACCCCCACCCCAUGAUCCGUCAGGGACUCCUCCGCCUCAUGGCGUGGCUGAUUUCCGGGGACCCUGGUCGAUCGAGGGAGUUUCGCAAUCGACUCUCCGACUUCUCGAGGGCGCAUGGGCACCCGGCACGAGACAGUCUUACAAGUCUGCUUGGCGCACAUGGGAUGGUUGGUGCAUGGCACGGGGUUUGGAUCCCCUAUCAACUUCUGUGGCAACAGUCCUGCAAUUCUUAACGUCCCUUUAUGACGACGGGAAGGCUUACAGGACAGUGAACCUCUACCGUUCGGCCAUAUCGGCCGGCCAUACCGGCAUUGAUGGGGCCCCGAUAGGACGACACCCAAUGGUAUGUCGUCUUCUCCGAGGCAUUCGAUUUGCACGGCCGCCCCAACCUCGCUAUUCCUCCCUAUGGGACGUCUCCCUAAUGUUGAACUUCUUGACACAGUGGCCAGACAACGAGUCUCUAUCGUUGAAACAACUAUCAGCUAAACUAGUUAUGCUGUUAUGCCUAAUCUCUUGCAAGAGAGUGUCAGACGUUAGAGCACUCGAUGUCAAUGCCCGAUCCUUCUCUUCAGAAGGAGUAGUCUUUGACAUCUCACGGAGGACGAAAUCGUCAUCUCGGACGGUCCUGUACCCAGCGUUUCCCACACAGCCACUCCUUUGUCCGGUAGCGUGCCUUCGGGCAUACGAAGCCCGUACCGCACCCCUUUGGACCGGAUCAGACCCCCAACUCUUCAUCUCCUUCCGUAAACCGCAUGCUCCGGUUUCCUCUCCAACCUUGGCCCGCUGGGUGAAAUGGCUCAUGUCUUUGGCGGGUAUUGACACCUCCAUUUUUUCUCCCCAUUCAGUUCGAGGUGCCAUGGCCUCUAAAGCCUCCUUUGUUGGUUGUCGUCUAGAGGAUAUAUUGAAGGCGGCUGAUUGGUCCACGGAAUCUACCUUCCGUAAUUUUUAUUUCAAACCAAUCCAGCAUUUUGCAGAAGCCGUGAUCUCACAGCUUUAAAAUAGCAUAAUAGGAGCCUCCGGGUCUUUAAUAAAAUUCGAGGAUUUUACAAUUAUCAUGACGGAAAGUCAUGAUUUUAUUAAAGACACGGAGGCGAGUAUUAUCCCACCCACCCGCCCUUGGACGGCUUGGAUGUGGGGCAAGGUAAGUUACAGACCUCUCCAUGGUAAGUUCACUCUUGGUGAUAUUGGGCCAUCACAGGCUUUAUGGACUUUAUCUACUUUGAGACUCAUUAUCACGAUUGUCCACAGAUCAGUAGUCACUUUUACUACGUUUAUGAAUUAUUGCCAUUGUUUAAUCACUUGUGUAGACCUCUAUAUGUGAAAAAUCCAUCAGUCCCAGACAUUACCAUAUUUUCUUGUCUCUUCUAGCAUGACUGGGUUGAAGGAGCUCGUGAAGUCACAUACCUUGUUAUGGCUCG